Propithecus coquereli (Coquerel's sifaka) is the source of this 2677-nucleotide messenger RNA. RefSeq names its product two pore segment channel 1 (gene TPCN1). Gene Ontology annotation, molecular function: monoatomic ion channel activity; voltage-gated channel activity. The transcript has 28 exons. Lineage: Eukaryota; Metazoa; Chordata; Mammalia; Primates; Indriidae. Gene Ontology annotation, biological process: monoatomic ion transport; transmembrane transport. The record is from RefSeq and is a predicted model, not a curated record. The coding region runs from base 173 to 2629 and encodes 818 amino acids. Gene Ontology annotation, cellular component: lysosomal membrane; endosome membrane.
CAGAGUCCGCAGCUUGAGGAAGGAACCUGCUGGCGUUUUCAAGUUCAAAGAUGUCUCUAAUGGAGGAAUUUCUGAGAAGCACCUCUGGCCCAGUGGCUUUGAAAGGGAGCUCCAACCAGAGACUCUUUAAAGCCUUGACCAUCACAUCCUGAGGGCUGCAGGAGAGGAGAACAUGGCUGUGAGUUUGGAUGAUGACGUGCCCCUCAUCCUGACCUUGGACGAGGGUAGCAGUGCCCCACUGGCGCCCUCCAACAGCCUGGGCCAAGAGGCGCUGCCUAGCAAAAAUGGGGGCAGCCAUGCCAUCCACGACUCCCAGACUCCCAGUCUGAGCUCCGCGGGCGAGAGUUCCCCCUCCACGCCCACCAGACCCAACUGGGAGAUGAAUUAUCAAGAGGCAGCGAUCUACCUCCAGGAAGGCGAGAAUAACGACAAGUUCUUCACCCACCCCAAGGAUGCCAAAGCGCUGGCGGCCUACCUCUUUGCACACAACCACCUCUUCUACCUGAUGGAGCUGUCCACGGCCCUGCUGCUGCUGCUGCUCUCCCUGUGCGAGGCCCCCGCCGUCCCCGCGCUGCGGCUCGGCAUUUACGUCCACGCCACCCUGGAGCUGUUCGCCCUGACAGUGGUAGUGUUCGAGCUCUGCAUGAAGUUGCGCUGGCUGGGCCUGCACACCUUCAUCCGGCACAAACGGACCAUGGUCAAGACUUCCGUGCUGGUGGUGCAGUUCGUCGAGGCCAUCGUGGUGUUGGUACGGCAGACGUCCCAUGUGCGGGUGACCCGGGCACUGCGCUGCAUUUUCCUGGUGGACUGUCGGUACUGCGGUGGCGUCCGGCGCAACCUGCGGCAGAUCUUCCAGUCUCUGCCGCCCUUCAUGGACAUCCUCCUGCUGCUGCUCUUCUUCAUGGUCAUCUUCGCCAUCCUCGGUUUCUACUUGUUCUCCCCUAAUCCUUCAGACCCCUACUUCAGCACCCUGGAGAACAGCAUCGUCAGCCUGUUCGUCCUCCUGACCACGGCCAAUUUCCCAGAUGUGAUGAUGCCCUCCUACUCCCGGAACCCCUGGUCCUGCGUCUUCUUCAUCGUGUACCUCUCCAUCGAGCUGUACUUCAUCAUGAACCUGCUUCUGGCCGUGGUGUUUGACACCUUCAACGACAUCGAGAAACGCAAGUUCAAGUCUCUGCUGCUGCAUAAGCGAACCGCCAUCCAGCAUGCCUACCGCCUGCUGCUCAGCCAGCGGAGGCCUGCCGGCAUCUCCUACAGGCAGUUCGAAGGCCUCAUGCGCUUCUACAAGCCCCGGAUGAGCGCGAGGGAGCGCCUGCUCGCUUUCAAGGCCCUGAAUCAGAACGACACACCCCUGCUCAGCCUAAAGGACUUUUAUGAUAUCUAUGAAGUUGCUGCCUUGAAGUGGAAGGCAAAGAGAAACAGAGAGCACUGGUUUGAUGAGCUUCCCAGGACGGCCUUCCUCAUCUUCAAAGGCAUUAAUAUCCUCGUGCAGUCCAAGGCCUUCCAGUAUUUCAUGUACUUGGUGGUGGCAGUCAAUGGUAUGUGGAUCCUCGUGGAGACGUUUAUGCUGAAAGGUGGGAACUUCUUCUCCAAACACGUGCCCUGGAGUUACCUCGUCUUUCUUACUAUCUACGGGGUGGAGCUGUUCCUGAAAGUCGCGGGCUUGGGCCCCGUGGAGUACCUGUCCUCCGGAUGGAACUUGUUCGACUUCUCCGUCACGGUGUUCGCCUUCCUGGGACUGCUGGCUCUGGCCCUCAACAUGGAGCCCUUCUAUUUCAUAGUGGUCCUGCGUCCCCUCCAGCUGCUAAGGCUGUUUAAAUUGAAAAAGCGUUACCGCAACGUGCUGGACACCAUGUUCGAGCUGCUGCCGCGGAUGGCCAGCCUGGGCCUCACGCUGCUCAUCUUUUACUACUCCUUCGCCAUCGCGGGCAUGGAAUUCUUCUGCGGCAUCCUCUACCCCAACUGCUGCAACACUAGCACAGUGGCAGACGCCUACCGCUGGCUCAAUCACACCGUGGGCAAUAGGACCGUGGUGGAGGAAGGCUACUACUAUCUCAAUAAUUUCGACAACAUCUUGAACAGCUUUGUGACCUUGUUCGAGCUCACCGUUGUCAACAACUGGUACAUCAUCAUGGAAGGUGUCACCUCGCAGACCUCCCACUGGAGCCGCCUUUACUUCAUGACCUUUUACAUCGUGACCAUGGUGGUGAUGACCAUCAUCGUCGCCUUCAUCCUCGAGGCCUUCGUCUUCCGCAUGAACUACAGCCGCAAGAACCAGGACUCGGAAGUUGACGGUGGCAUCACUCUUGAGAAGGAAAUCUCCAAAGAAGAGCUGGUUGCUGUCCUGGAGCUCUACCGGGAGGCACGAGGGGCCUCCUCUGAUGUCACCCGGCUGCUCGAGACCCUCUCCCAGAUGGAGAAAUACCAGCAAAAUUCCAUGGUGUUUCUGGGACGGCGAUCAAGGACCAAAAGCGACCUGAGCCUGAAGAUGUACCAGGAGGAGAUACAGGAGUGGUACGAGGAGCACGCCAGGGAGCAGGAGGAGCAGCAGCGGCCAAGCGACAGCGGCGUCACCCCCACCUCCCAGCAGCCCCCGGGCAGCCGCCAGCGCUCCCAGACCGUCACCUAGCCCAGCGCCCAGAAGCCAUCUCGUCUAUGCAAUAACACAAUAGUAUUA